CUGCCCUGAGGGCUGGGGAGAUGAGGACAAAGGGGUAUGUGACACAGGGACAGCUCACAAAGUGCCGCAGGGGAUAAAUAUGGCUGCGCAGGGGUGAAGACUGAGUGGUUACUCCUCCUCGCCAGGACUGCAGUAAACCACUCUCUCUGGAUCCCACCUUACAGCGCUACAACCUGACAGAUUUGGUCUGAUUUCCUCAUUCCCUACAGCUUCUCCUGACCCCCUGCACCCCCAGCAAUACUCUUUGCUGCCUCUCCCCUUCCCCGCACCUCAGCAGUAGUCUGUGCUCCCACCUCCCCUUCCCCUGCCCCCCAGCAGUACUCUGUGCUCCCACCUCCCCUUCCCCUGCCCCCAGCAGUACUCUCUGCUCCCACCUCUCCUUCCCCUGCCCCCAGCCACACUCUUUGCUCCACCCCCACCCUUGCCUCUAGGAGGCCUGAGACAUAAAGAAGGCCUGUGGGGCAGGUCAGGGUCCAGAGACCUGCUGGGAGCUGCCUCCUGGGACCUGGGCGCAGCUGCUCCCUCAACUGUCAACAAGAUCGAGACCCAGUGACCCGCCUGGCCAGUGCUGCUGCUGCAACACAGCUGCUUGCCAUGAGCAGCGAGUGUCAUCUACCCUAUUACACGGCUCAGAGCGGCUCUGCCAGGGGCAUGUUCAACACCACCUUGGGGAAGCUGCAGCGCCAUCUGCGGAAGGGGGAGCAUGACAUGUUGAAAGAUGUCCUGAUCUUGGAGAGCGACUUUAUUGAGAUCAGCAGAAAGGGAGAGGUGAGUGACAUGCACCACCGCAUCUCAUCGGUGACUGUGGGCAUCGCAUGCACCAGCCCCAUGCUCCCCCUUCCCGACAUCAUGCUCCUGGCCCGACCGGCCACCAGCUGCGUGGAGCCUGCUGCCCGGGGCACCAAGGGGAGAGGCCGCAGCUGUAACACGGCUUUAGAGCUCACCAGGCUCCUGCCCCUGAAGUUUGUGAGGAUCUCUGUCCUUAAUCGGGAGAAACAGCAGCUGCGCCUGAAGUUUGCCACUGGCCAUUCUCACUACCUGCAGCUGUGUCCCCCUCUAGAUGGCCGGGAAGACCUGUUUAGUUACUGGGAACAACUAAUUUAUCUCCUGCGACCCCCAGUGGAAGGUAACAGCAAUACCCACGCCGUUGCAGCUGAGGACGUGAUAUGCAUGCCCGUGUUUGAGGAAGUUGACAGAACAAGCACAGCAAGUGGGGAUUUCCUUGGAAUGGGUGACCUGGACCAAGUCAGCAUCAGGAGCCUCCACGUGUUGUCAGAGGUGUCUGAGGCCUCCUCUGCUGCUUUUGCCGGGGGAGAGGAGAUCAAAUAUGCCCCCCAGAAACCCACUAGCACACCGGACGUGUCCACUCCCAAACCUGCACAGCCUGCCAAAGGGGCCGCGUCUGGGGCACUAGCAGGGGCGGCAGGAAAGGGCACCGCAGCAGGCGUCAUGGGCGCCACCGAGUCUACGUCUGCAGAUCUUGAGCCCAUCAAAGUGGCAAUAGCAGGAGCAGCUGCCAAGGGACCAGGAGGAAGCAGAGGCAGCGAGGCCAUUGCGGGUAUCGCCAGCAUUCCCUCAAAGAGAGCUAAGUUUACCGUGGCACGUGCUGCGAGCAAGACUUCAGAGCAUACACACAGUACAGCAGUUUCCGCCACCAUCUCUCCAGAGAGCAGCGUGAGUGUGGAGACUGUACAAGCAACAUCUGCCAGCAAGACUGUGGCAACAACAGCUCGAGGCUCGGCAGUGGGACCUCCUGCCCCCACCCUGGUGAGGGAAGGCCACAAGGCUGGACGGGAGGCAGGCCAGCGGGUCCCCCAGACGAAUGCAGAAGCCCAGAAGCCCAGAGGGAAUACGCGGGAACAAAGGGAUAAGGUCAGAGCCCUCUGGAGGAAGAGUUCCCGCCCACCCAAGACAGCUGACAGUCAGAAGACUAAGGCACCCGAGAUGGGCCAGAAAUCACUGGGCCGCUCCUUGGCCAACCGCAGAUCCACAGAAGUGGACAAGAAGGAAAAAAGCCUUGGGAGCCGAGGGGACAGCAGGCGCGCUGCCACUCGGAAAAUUAGCAACCACACACCCAGCACAAAGGAAUCUAAAACAUCUCCCAAAUCAGGGAGGAGCCUCUCACCAGGGAGUUCGGGCUCUAUGAACUCCAGGCACAGCAGGAUAAGCUCCUUCUUGAAAAAUGUGAAAGCCAAACUGAGAAAAAAACCAGCAGCCUCGCCCCGUGGUACGGAAGUGGCCGUGUCUGAGACGGUGGAGGGGAGCAGCGUGGCGGUCAUCCUGGAGAGAGCAGAGUGUGACCAAGCGGUCACCAUCGGUGUCGUGACAGCUGAGACUGUGGAGUCCGUGACCGCUGAAGCCCGGGAAACAGCCAGAGCCAGAAGCAACACAGAGGACCGGGGCCCAGGGGAGUAUCCCCACAGGGACCGUUCCCCGCCUUCCCCAAUGCUGUUCAAAUAAACACAUUUCCGCAGAAUGGCCUGCUGCGCUGUUUGAAUUUCCGUAUCUGCUGCACCCCAGCAGCGACCUCACACUGGACUGUGAUGGCAGCUGUGCCGCAGCAAUGACCAGGCGGGGGACCCCUCCUCGCCCAGGCUCGGCAGAGCUGUACGGAGCACUCGGGAGGGCUCCCUCUUGCCAACCCCUUUCUGGUUUUGGCUCCUCAGGGCUGUGGCUGAGUCAGAUCCUAGGCUGGGAAGCUCUACAAAGUAACAGUAGCCUUGUUAUGAAAACUCCCUUGGAUAUUCAGGGAGGAGAGGGGUGCAGCAGCAUUUGUUGCAGUCAAAACAGGGAAGAUGAGCAAUUCCACUCCCAAGUAUCUAUCCUGGAGAAACUGUCACAUGUGUUCUAGGAGACAUCUACAAGAACGCCUAUUGUGUGACAGCGAAACAGUGGAACAGCCCAGAUUUCCAACAGUGGGAAGUCAAUAGGGAGAUGUCAUAGAACAGAGAAAAAUGAAUAGCACACACACAUUUAGCAUAGAUGAAUCCCGGAAUGUUGACUUUUUAAAAAGCAAUCCACAAAAUACAUGAUAAUUUCAC
Molecule: messenger RNA, 3041 nt
Organism: Choloepus didactylus (southern two-toed sloth)
Lineage: Eukaryota; Metazoa; Chordata; Mammalia; Pilosa; Megalonychidae
Product: protein FAM71A-like
Exons: 1
Coding region: 595-2460 (621 amino acids)
Cellular component (GO): nucleus
Source: RefSeq, a predicted model, not a curated record